AUGUCAUCAACACCACAAUCAGCUAGGAAACAACCAGAAUUUAAGAUCGCCGUUGUUGGCGGUGGAGGAGUCGGCAAAAGCGCACUCACCAUUCAAUUCGUUCAACACUUCUUUCAACCACAAUACGAUCCCACCAUCGAAGAUAGUUAUCAAAAACAAAUGAAAGUAGAUGAAAAAGUUGUACAAUUAGAAAUUACAGAUACUGCCGGACAAGACGAAUUUAUUGCAUUGAGAGACACGUACAUGAGAAGAAACGAUGGAUUUGUUCUCGUUUUCGAUCUCACUGCAAAAACCACAUUGGAAGAACUUGUUAAUUUUGUCGAAGGUAUUAAGCGUGUGAAAGAAGAAGAUGAAAAAUUCUCAACCAUUCCAUUCGUAUUGGUUGGAAAUAAGGUGGAUUUAGGGGAUCAACGAAAAUUCACGAAAAAAGAAGUCUUAUCCUUUAUGGUGGAUCGUUUGGAAUUACCUGAGGACACGCCGUAUUUUGAAUCGAGUGCUAAAAAUCGAGUGUUGUGUGAUGAACCAUUCGAAACCAUGGUGAGAAGAAUGAGAAAAUUACAAAAAACCCAACCAAAAACUAAUGAAGGAGGAAAUGUACAAAAUUCUUCGAAUUCUGGUAAAAGUGGAUUAUUUUCGAGCAUGUCUGGAGCAUCCGAAAAGGAUCAUGAUUUGCAAACCUUUAAGGAAUUACAAUAA
Naegleria lovaniensis is the source of this 696-nucleotide messenger RNA. RefSeq lists its product as uncharacterized. The coding region runs from base 1 to 696 and encodes 231 amino acids. Lineage: Eukaryota; Heterolobosea; Eutetramitea; Acrasida; Naegleriidae. The record is from RefSeq and is a predicted model, not a curated record. Gene Ontology annotation, molecular function: GDP binding; GTP binding; GTPase activity. Gene Ontology annotation, cellular component: plasma membrane. Gene Ontology annotation, biological process: signal transduction. The transcript has 5 exons.